This is a messenger RNA of Caenorhabditis briggsae, 945 nucleotides long. The coding region runs from base 1 to 945 and encodes 314 amino acids. Gene Ontology annotation, molecular function: ferrous iron binding; oxidative RNA demethylase activity; broad specificity oxidative DNA demethylase activity. Lineage: Eukaryota; Metazoa; Nematoda; Chromadorea; Rhabditida; Rhabditidae. Gene Ontology annotation, biological process: oxidative RNA demethylation. The transcript has 5 exons. The record is from RefSeq and is a predicted model, not a curated record. Gene Ontology annotation, cellular component: cytoplasm; nucleus.
AUGAUGAGAGAACAGCCUCAGGAGGAGGGGGCGGAGCCAAGAAUCAGUGAAAAAGAUCAGUAUGGGGAAUCGUCGGAUUCGGAUGAUGGAGGCGGUGGUGUUAAUGAAUUCAAAGCGGUUUUUAAGAGAUAUAAGAAACGAAGGCCAUGGCCUGAUUUUUCGGAUGUUAUAGACAUCAAAACGUCGCCACUGCUCCAAUCCAGACUUGUCUUCUCCUCCCCAAAUGAAAUUUCGCCUGAAAAAGCUGAAUUAGCUGAAAAUCUGGGUCUAAUCCAUCCGUCCGAAUGGCGUGUCUACUCAUUUCCCGAUCGAAUCGGCCUCUAUUUACUUCCGGGUCUUUUGAAAAAGCAAAAUUCGGGAAUGUGGCUGAAACGAGCGUUCAGCUAUGCGAAACCGCCGAAUAUCACUAAUUUGACGAUUCAUGGGAAGGAUGUGGAGACUGAUCCCUCCCUCCUGACCAAGGCUCUCCGAUGGACGACGUUGGGUGUUGAAUACGACUGGAACACGAAGAAGUAUCCAGAAAACGGGCGGCCCGUUCCAGACGAGCUCUUUCAGUUGGGAAAUCUUAUCAGUAAUUCGCUGAAACUGGGCGAUAUGCGUCCGGACGCCACGAUCCUCAACUAUUAUCCGCCAAAGUCUGCACUAUCGCCGCAUGUUGAUAAAUCCGAACGCUCCAACGCGCCUUUGAUCUCAAUGUCACUGGGUCAAACAGCCGUCUACCUGUCUGGAGCACUCUCCCUAUCCGAACCGCCCAUUCCGUUAUGGCUGAGCAAUGGGGAUUUUUUGAUAAUGCACGGAGAGCAACGAUUGGUCUAUCACGCGAUUCCUUGCAUUGGACCGAAAGUCAAACCGGUGCAUUUCGAUAAGGAUGAGCAAUCUCCAAUGAUUUCCGAUUAUUUGAACUGCAGCCGAAUCAAUUUCACCAUUCGACAAGUCAAUCCUUAG